Messenger RNA from Myotis daubentonii (Daubenton's bat), 1701 nucleotides. It is a transcript of the gene PIP4P2, whose product is annotated as phosphatidylinositol-4,5-bisphosphate 4-phosphatase 2. Gene Ontology annotation, molecular function: phosphatidylinositol-4,5-bisphosphate 4-phosphatase activity. NCBI's taxonomy places the organism in Eukaryota, Metazoa, Chordata, Mammalia, Chiroptera, Vespertilionidae. The record is from RefSeq and is a predicted model, not a curated record. Gene Ontology annotation, cellular component: plasma membrane; late endosome membrane; lysosomal membrane. Gene Ontology annotation, biological process: phosphatidylinositol dephosphorylation.
CCCUCCCAGCGCCGGGUGACGGCUCCGCCUCCCGCACAGCAGCGCGGCCCGCACCUUCCCGGGCGCCGCAGUCAUGGCUGCAGAUGGGGCGGAUGAGCGCUCGCCUCUGCUGUCCGCCCCCCACUCAGGACAUGUCACCCCCACCGCCCCGCCGCGCCUACCGGAAAGCAGCCCGCAAGCAGAGCUGCCCCCUCCAUACACCUCCAUCUCCAGCCCGGAUUCUGGGGGCAUCCCAGUGAUAAAUUGUCGCGUGUGUCAGUCGCUGAUCAGCCUGGACAGCAAGCUCCACCAGCACGUGGUGAAGUGCACGGUCUGCAAUGAGGCUACACCAAUCAGAAACCCCCCGGCAGGGAAGAAGUAUGUUAGAUGCCCUUGCAAUUGUCUCCUCGUUUGUAAGGACACAUCUCGGCGAAUAGGCUGCCCGAGACCCAACUGCAGGCGCAUCGUUAACCUGGGCCCAGUGAUGCUCAUUUCUGAAGAGCAGCCAGCUCAACCUGCGGUGCCAACCCAACCAGAAGGUGCCCGGGUGGCGUGCGGGCACUGCGGGAACACCUUCCUGUGGAUGGAAUUGAGGUUCAACACUCUGGCGAAAUGCCCACACUGCAAAAAAAUCUCCUCAGUGGGUUGUGCUCUUCCACGAAGACGCUGCUGUGCAUACAUUACCAUUGGAAUGAUGUGCUUUUUCAUUGGAGUUGGAUUAACUGUUGGCACCCAAGAUUUUGCAAGGCGAUUUCAUGCAACCUAUGUUUUGUGGGCAAUUGCUUAUCUCUUAGGCUUGAUCUGCCUGAUCCGAGCGUGCUAUUGGGGAGCCAUAAGAGUGAGCUAUCCAGAACACAGUUUUGCAUAAGCUUGCUUAUGAGCAAGUGAAUCAGGUGAGAGUAUCUAGCAGUUUUCGAUAAGCUGCUCUGGACUCUUUAAAUCAUUUAUCCUCAUGGAUUCCAUUCUGGUUUAUGUAUAAAGUUUCAAGACUUUGGGAGUCUUUUAUGAACAAAUGCUCAUUGCACUACAUUAUAUGCAAAUGAUAGUUUGUUUUGCUGCUAGGUUUUCAAGCUCUGAAUAAUAAAGCCGUGUCUUCAUGUCCUUUUACAUCUCUUAAACAUGUUUUUGGAUUUGCCACUAAGCAUUAGAUCACCUUUCAUUUUUAAAUAGUUAUUCCAUUACUUGCUGAUCUGUGAGUAUUACCAAGAAGUAUUUAUAAAUGUUUCUAUGUAUACUUACAUUUUAAUUACCAUAUCAAAAUUGCCUGCUUCAAAAUCUAAGCAAUAUGCAUUUUGCUUGAACUGCUUUAAGAUCAUAGUGACCUUAUCAGGAAAAGAAUUUGAGUGUACCUUCAAAUACUUGACAUUCUUAUCAGAUAAAAACCAUUUAUAGAUACUGUUUGCUUGUUUUUUGUUGUUUGUAGAAAGAUACACUAUUUUGGUAGUAAUUUAAAAUACAAUAAUGAAAAUAUUUAUUUGUCCACAGUUAAAGAUGAUGUUGGAUAAAUGCAUUUUUUUCCUCAGAGAUCACAGGACUUUUGUCUUUUAUUUUGUCUGUUGUUUUAUUUGCCAAUUAUAUAAGUUCUGGUCUAGAUUUAUGAUUUUAAUGUCUAAAAAUAAUAAAUGUAUUUCUGUAUGUAUUUCUUUAUAAUGCCUGAAGGAAGCGUUUUCAAUAACAUGUUUUAUAAUACUUAACCACUUAAACAAAGAUAUAUGUACAUUU